Molecule: messenger RNA, 2042 nt
Organism: Nicotiana attenuata
Lineage: Eukaryota; Viridiplantae; Streptophyta; Magnoliopsida; Solanales; Solanaceae
Exons: 6
Coding region: 1094-1429 (111 amino acids)
Source: RefSeq, a predicted model, not a curated record
UGCUGGUUUUCCCUCUUUUGAAAAUAAAAUUUCCUUCUCUUUCCCUCUGCUAAACUUAAGCUAAAAAAGAUGAGCCAUCCUCCGGGUCUCAAAACGUGCAUGGGCAAGAAGCUUCAAAGUAAGUUAAAACCCCUUUCUACUCUGAAAUUCUACCCCUUUUCUCUGUUUCCCUUUAAUUAGUUUUGAAUCUGUAUUAGGCAUUAUUGCUUUCUCUGUUACUGGGUAUUUCUCAAAGCACAUUCUUUUGAAAUUUAGUUUAGUAAUUGAGCUUUGUGUGACUAUUCACUUAAUUUUGGUGCAACCUACUCGGGGUUUAAGGGAUAAAAGUCUAGGAGUUUAGUCUUUAGGGAACAUAAGACCAAUUAUGUCGUCUUCUUCUCUCGAUAAUCCAGAAAUUUCGAGGACGGCGACUCACAAUUUGAAACUCAAUAUGAUAGUAAGCUCGCCCCUCUAUACAUUCGAGGUGUGACCUAGUGGUCAAUGAAGUGCAGAGAUAACUGAGACCUUCAAAUUUCAGUGCAGAUCAUCUGCCUAAGACUUGGCGGACAGAGUUAUCGUUACCUAUGCUGGUGGGAGGUAGUUGACAUCCGGGGAAUUGUCGAGGUGCGUGCGAGUUGGCAUGGACACCACCAUCAUAAAAAAAAGAAAAGCCCGCAACUCUACUCUUCUCCAGUUAAAUACUAAGAUGGGCAGGGUCCGAAUCCGUGAUGUGGGCCUCAUCCAUAAAUCACCCACUGAACUCUUGCCACUAGACCAAAGCCUUGGGCAAAUUACCUCUUUCUCAUUUUGGUCUUUCCUUUUUCUUUAUUCUUUUAAUACUUAUUGAGACAGUAAAACCCUGUCUUUUCCCUUUUAACAAGCUACUUUUUGUGGAAUCCAGAUCCAAAGUAACGCUUAAAAACUCUUAAAGAACUAUAGUAAUGUGAAAAAAAGGAACCAAAUUACAUAUAGCGCAUGGUAAGCAUGCGCUAUAUUAGCCAAACGUUUCAGCUUAAUGAACGUUUGGUAAUGUUUGAGGCAGAUCAUUCUGCAUAUAUUCUUCAACUUCUCUUCCAUUUUUCUCUCUUAUUUAGUUUCCUCUUUUAGAUUAGUUAUGUCGCUGGCGUCCCAAAGUUCAAUAACAUCCACAGAACCUGAUGUUUGCCAUUGUGGACAAUACCAUGGACAGAGUGAAGAAUAUGACAGUGACUACCCAACAGCGCGAAUGAGUCAGGCGAUGAAGUACCCUUUGCAGAUUCAGAAGAUGAUGAAGAAGAGGAGCCAACGCCUACAUUUUCAUAUAUCACAUGAAGCUACAGUUGAGAUUUCCGAUGAGAAUUCUGUGACUGCGCCUGCACCGGUUAACAGGAAAAGGCCACGUGGUGGAAACGCUGAACGAUGGUUGGAGGAGACGAGCUGGUCCUCAUUGACAUUUUACAUGAGAAUAUGAAGAAACAUGAGUUCAAGUCUUAUAUCAUUGCUGCAAAACGUUGGAGAGACAUUAUUGACGAGUUUUGGGCUAGAACUGGCAAGCGCGAAAGAGAUUCAGUGAUCACAAGAAGUUCAGAUAUCAUGGCCUAAAACAUUUUAACGAAUUGAAUGAAAUGUUCAAAAAUAUUUGUGCCUUUGGCAAUCCAUCCAGUUGGUCCAGUAAGUCCCGAGUUUCUGACAGCAAAGAUCAUUGACUGCAUCAAGGAAUAUCUUCAGUGGAAAAGGGAGUAUGUGGAAUCACUGUAGUCACAGUCACUAUCUGACGAUUCAGAUAGCGAUGAUGAGGAUUUCAUUCUCUAUGCAGCAGCACUAGCCGCGGACCUGUAAGACAAUAAAGGCUAGCAUAACGAACGAUGUACUUCCUGCUAUGGUGCAAUGUGAGUCUGUGAAUUACUAAUAUCUGUUAUGCAUGUAUGAAAGCUUAAGCUCCUUUUGUAACAUAUUUCUUCGACUAGUUGAAAUGAUGCGACAGAUUAAGUUGUUGCUAAAUGAAAACCAUAAUAUUUGGGUUUCAGUUCACGAGUCACAGGCCAUUUUCUUGAUUGUCAUUGCACAACAUGAUUGUCAAUGAU